Messenger RNA from Leptosomus discolor (cuckoo roller), 5592 nucleotides. It is a transcript of the gene RESF1, whose product is annotated as retroelement silencing factor 1. Gene Ontology annotation, cellular component: nucleus. Gene Ontology annotation, molecular function: histone methyltransferase binding. Lineage: Eukaryota; Metazoa; Chordata; Aves; Leptosomiformes; Leptosomidae. The record is from RefSeq and is a predicted model, not a curated record.
AUGGACUGGAAUGUAAGACCACUCCAGAAUGCUGACACAAAGAACAACCUUCAAAGUGAAGAAGCACCUUACACUCAGUUGCUUUCUAAUGCACAUGCUUUUCCUCAGACAAAUGCCUGUUCCUCUAAAAAUGCAUGCACUUAUACUGAAAAUAACCAAAUGGUGUAUCCGCCAGCUAACAAUGUUGCCUUCCCUUUUGUAAAUGCUGAAGGAUUCAGAACUUCAGACCAGGCCUUACCAGGAGGAUCUGUAGCUGGUAAUGAUUUUUUUGUCUCAAAAUACUCAGUUGGUCGACAUCCACCAUCCUGCAUACCAAUAGCUCCAAAACCUCCCAAUCAGACAUCACAUUUGCAGGCAGAGGUGACUCAGACUUCUUGGCAAAACUCUAAUGCCUACAUUUAUUCCCUUGGAAAGUUACCUCACCUGUCUUCUCAAAUGAACGCUGGAAAUAACAUGAGGAAUGUACUUCAGGAACCUCAGUAUGUCACCACAAACUGUUACACUGUUCAGCCACAAAUACAGCAGCAUAAUUCAAUGAGAACUGCAAUGUUAUAUCAAAGUAGCUUUCAUUCCCAGAAUAAUUUUAUGUCUGUUGGUACAUCUGGGCAAUAUGUUCAAGCCCAAAUGUAUCAUCCCAACACUCAGUUUAAAGUUUUACAUGCGCCGAAUCAAAAAAAUGAAGCAAAUGUACAGCAGCUACAAUAUCACCAGAGUCAGAUGGCAUCAGAAGCUUCUAGUGGCUGUUCUGCACCAUCUUUGUUGCCUGCCAACUGUGAUUCAAGAGCUGCAGCACAACCUUCAAUAGGUGUACCACAAGCAGUUCAAAAUGUGCCUAAUAGAUACACCCUUAGCCAACAGAGGCGCCCAUCAGAUCCAAAAAAGGCUUCUGGUUUUAAGCAAUGCUGUCAGAAACAGCAACCUGGAGAAGUCAGUCAAUCAAUUAGGAAUGUCUGUAAUUUGAGUGGAAAUGCGACAGCGAAUCAGCCUUUUAAUGAAAUGUCUGUGCCGUCCUCAGGCAUUUCUAAAGAAUUGUGUGAUAUUGUGAAAGAAAUGAAAACUCUUUCUUCGAUGUCUCCUUCAGAGCCACUGGGUGAUCCUGCCUCAGUUCAAGAAAGUCAGACUACUAGUUUAAUGAAUGGGUCUGUUAAUUCUCAAAUUUCUUCAGCAGCGGCAGGUGGAGGAACAAUUACAAAGGACAGACUGGCUUGGGAAGCUCAAAAGCUGCUCACUAUUAAAAAGAAAUGUGUCCUGCUUGAACGGAUGUAUCAUUAUAAAAGAAAACUCUUAGCAGCUUCAGAACGUGACCAAAGUACUCCCCCACUUCCUUCAGGUUGUCAAGGUACUCUUGCCAGUUCUCUUCCAUGGGUGCCCAACCAAAGUGUACCACCUUCCUCAUCUGAAAGAGCAAGGACAGAGACUCUAAUAUGUAGUUCUUCACCUGAAGAAAGAAAUGACAAAAAAGUAGCCAAUGCUGAUAAUGGAGGAUUAGAGGUGACUCAAAGUAACCCUCAGGUGGAGCAGGGAAGCCUUUCAUCAAGCUCUGCUCCUGUUGCCUCUCAGAGCAAACCCCCAGCUCAAUUAAAUAACCUUGAGAUCACUCCCAUCUCAGAAGAAAGGGAUGCAUAUGCCUUGGCCUCUUCUCAGAAAACUGUGACAUCCUUGAACAAUGCUUCAUGUUUUAAUCAAGUGGAUAGCUCUAUCAAAAUUGCAUCAAAGAAUGUGCCAGCUUACCCUGAGGACUCGUCAUUUCUUCAGUUUGUAUUGAGCAGCACAAAUAUAUUGAAAGAGAAGACAGCUGGUGCUACUGCUGAUAGAAUAUUGACUAGUCUCCUGUGUGGUGAAAAACCGCUAGCAGAUACGUCCGUCUCAGGUGAAAGCUUACCAAAAGACACUGGUAAGAAGAAUGUAGAAAGUUUGAAAGGUGAGCAGUCAUUUAUUGUUCACACAAACUCUCCUGUAUCAGAAACAACCGAAUCCGGUGAAGCUAAAUUCCAGGGUGAUACAGCUCAGAAAAAAAAGCUGUUUACAGAAAAUGCGUCUUUUAAACAGAGCAAUUACACUGUGGAAGAGCUAACUGCAUGCCUGGGCUUGUGGAGAAAGCAUCCAUCGGAAUCUGUAAGCAUGCGAAAUAGCCAGGCAAAUGAAAGCCCCGCAGCAAAUCAGGUUUCACCUUACAGCCAAAACACAACAAAUCGAGAACAAAAUAAUGUUCUGGUUAGUACAGACGAAGCAAGUUUGCCUGUAGCAGCUGCUUCUGUAGGACAAAAACUUGAUACGUUGAGUUGCAAUUUGGUAAAAAGUUUUGAACUCCAAGUUGCAGUUGUCUCUCCUUUAGUACUUUCUGAACAGAGAACAGAGAGUGAGCAGGCAGACAAAUGUCCAACAUCUGCAGGUAAAGCCUGUCCAGUUAUUGACUCAGGAAGCAUACGUAGCUUGAAAGAAGAGGGGAAAAAUAGUUUAAGUGUGGUAAAUACUGAUAAAGGAAAAGUAGAAACUGUUCAGUCGUCACCCAGUGAUUGUGUUUCAGUACAGAAAGUGGGCUCACCUUUGCCACAGACCAAAUUAGCUGAUGGAAACGGAACAGUAAAAAACUGUGUGGGUGCAAAUGAUUUAUAUGAUAAAAACCAAAGGAAAGUUAGUCAAUCUACACAAGAUGCCACAGAAAAUCUGCAGCUUGGAUUACAAAACAACCCUCCUCUUCCUGGAUUUGGCAUAGAUUUUUCCAGUCAAAUCAUUCAAGAAGGUAUAAGAGACCAGAAGGACAAGCAAGCUGUGUUAGAGACAGGAGAUGCAUCCACAGCUGUGGUGGGAGAAGAGAUGUUUUGUAUUUCUACAGUAUGUUCUCUUGUUGAAGGUGAUACGUUUUAUAAUCCACAAAUAGCAAGUAUUUUCAGGUCAGUCCCUGAAACACCUGUGUUAAAAGGUACCUCAUCAGAAGGAAAAGCAUCUGACUCAAAGCAAAAGGAACAACGGCUGGACUUGCGUAAAAGUAAGCUGAGCAAUAACACUCCCCAAAGAGACAGCUUGCUGCAACGGGUGUUAGAAGAUUCAUCAACCUGCCCAAGUAAAGCUGGUAAGAUUUGGGAUGGCAUCAGAAUUAUUCAUUUGGGGAAACAAGGAAGUGGCAAUCCUCUUAAAACAAGUUCUACCUCAGAACAAAAAAUGUCAUUGAAUGCAUCUUUCAAGCAUCCUGAAAAUGACUUGGAAAUUCCUGCUAGUAUAAACCAGCAGUUAGCUCAAAAUUUACUAGAUUUCUCCAUCAGCACAGCUGCUGAAACAGACGCAUGCACUGUUCCAAGACACAACAAUAAAAAAAAUUACAAGUCCAGUAAAAAUAGCACAGAAAAAGAGAGAGACCUUUUUGGAGCAGAACCUAUUAAAUGUCUAAACAAUCAGCUGUCCGAACUAAUGAAGGAGUUUCCUUAUGGCAUUGAAGGCGCUCAUAUGCGAACAAAAGAACUAGUACAAAAUAAUUCUUUGACUGAGCAGAUGGAGAAUCAACCUCAAAAAGGGACUCAAAUUUGUGACAAGAAUUCCCAUUUGAAGGGCCCAGUAGAUCAGAUAAAAAUCACAGUGUUAAGCUCCGAUCAGAUGCAAGAACCAUUUCCUGAACACAACCGGUGUUCCUUUAAUGACAGCAAGGGAGUAGCAAGUCAACAGUCAGAAAAGGGUUCAGCUGAGGAGAACUUUGAGGGCAGUAUUCAGCCUAGUCAGAGUCUAUGCAAGAAGAAAAAAAAACCACGAAAAACCUCCAACCCCAGAAAAAGUACCGAUUGUUCUUUACUGGAUUCGCAAUCUGUAGCAUGUGAAAUGCCACAGUAUCCCUGUAAUUUUGGAAUGUCUGAUUCAGAGAAAAAUUAUGAUCAACUUUCGAAAGCUGAAAAUACUAGCUCUGCAGAGGGACAAGAAGACAACAGUAAUGAUGACAUAGUGAAGAACAACUGUGCAAUGGGAAACCUGCCAAUUUCUGAAAAAAUGCCAAAUAGCGUUAGCAAGAAUAAAAAAGAUAUUUGCAAAUACACCUCUGUAGCGACCAAAACUGCUGGGCCAAAGGUAAACGAUGAAUACAAACCGCUUACAACACAACAGGAAAAAAUUGGACCGCUUAAUUCCUCUGAAAACAAGGAUGUUGAUCAAUCUGAAAGGAGCAACGGGAAGGAAGAGCUGCAAAUUGACAGAGGAACCCCAUUGUUAGGCAAUGAAUUUCAUUCUGGCAAAAAAGAACACCAGACGGCCUCGGAAGAGUUGUCAGAGAAAGCUGGUCAUACAGAUGCAGACAACAUGACAAAGUCAUCCAAAAUGAAAGAGACAGUUUUCAAAAUGGAGUCCCUUUCUAAAGAUAAAAUCAAAACAGGUUUGGCCAUGAAAUCCAAAACAGAUGUUCACAAAUGUACAAAGUCAGAAACUGUUGAAAUUAAGCACACGGAAGUCAAUCAAGGACAAAAAAUUAAGACAUGUGAUGAGAACUCAGCUGAAGAACAGGACUGUAGAAAACAAAAGGAGAUACUUGGGCAAGAUGUAGGAAUUAACAUCAAAGAGAAAACCAAGUUAUCAGCAGAAAUAAAACCUAAAAAGCUGAAUAGUUACUGUGCAAAUGUUGGCACUGGAGACUUAAAGUCAAGAAACCCCAAAUACUCUCAGCAUAAAUCUAUGAAAGUUCAUCCUUCACAAGAGCAGUCGUACAAACGGAAGAGGAAGGAAAAUGUGAUUGGGAAGAGAGACCCUAAGAAAACAAAGGUAGAAGAGGAAAGACUGAAACAACCUGAAGCAAAGAAUUCCAAGCAGCUUUCACAUAAUUGCAUGAUAAAUACUGACAAAGCUAAAAAAUUGAAUGGAGAAAAUGGCUGGAAACCGAAGAGUUCAUUAGCAGAUCGCUCUGUACUUAAAUUACAGAGAAAAAGGGGUCGAUCAUCUACCAUCUCUAAAAACUACUUUUCUAACAAAGAGAGACGUCUUGAUGGUCAAAACAAAGACAAGUGCCCUGAGAAAAUGUUUCCUGAUAAAAACCUGCUAUACUUAAAUAGGCGAAAUAACAGAUUAAAAUUGCAUCUUCAGAAGGAACCAAAAAAACACUACCUGAAUAGAGUUGCAUUUAAGCGUAUGGCACAGGAACGCAUCUAUCUGACGAAAUUAGAGACAUCGCCUGUCAGACCCGUCUGGCAUACAAAGCCCAAAGCAUCACGAAACAACCCAGAUGCGAAAAGAGAUGCUUCUGUCUCAGAAGUUGAGAAAUCGUGCAAAGUGGAAGUACUUGAAUUUAAGCUGUGUCCAGAGAUACUGUUCAGAAAUCCAACCACUGAUGAAGAAAGCUUAGCUGCAAAGAAUUCCCUGGAAAGAGAGAAAGCCAUUGUGGCAGGUGUCAAGAGUAAAAAAGAAGAUUGGUUAAAAUGUGAUCCAGUGAAGCAAAAAAAGCUGGAAGAGAUCUCUACAGCUGAGGACAGUAUUCCACUUGAUACAGCUAUGCAGAUCCUGGAUGGAGAUGGCGAGGCUCUUCACUUUCCAAUCAAAGAUUCAAAAGAGGUGUUUCAGACCUACAAGAAAAUGUAUCUGCAAAAAAAGACGCAAAAGCCUUGAUAACACUUCUGUAUCAUA